UCCACUAAACUCAAAAAUGACUUCCUCUCUUCCCCUCCCCUCUCUCUCUCUCUCUCUAUCUCUCUAAAAGCUGACUUCUCACAUUCCAUAAUCCAUUAUUCCUUCCUUAACUCUCAAAAAUCCAUCCAUAGACACGAAAAACAGACUCUCACUCUUGCUUUCUCGUAGAGAGGAUAGAAAUCAUGCCUGUUCUUGCUGCGGAGGCCUCAUCUAUGGGAGAGCAGAAGAAAUGGAGGAGACCCAGAAGCCAGUUUCACCAACCCAUUUCAGAGACAGAUCCUCCGAGUCCAAACCCGCAAAUCCCUUCCAUUAUCCAAUCCACUCGCUGCAAAUCCACCAUCUCCUCCUUCCUCCUAUCCACCUUCUCCUCCACCACCACCACAAAUGAAACCUCACCCGCUGCCAAUAGUAGCAACAAGAAAAAGAACAACUUUGCCUCAGCAAAGUUUAGAGGCCUGGGGUGCACAGCCUCGGCGUCGCAACAGGUGUCGGUGCCGGCGAUGAUUCGGGGCUCGGCGGACUGGGAGAGCAGGAAGAGCAGGAAGAAGAAGAAGAAGACGAAGAUUAAGAACUUUAACAACAACAACACUAACAACAAGGACAGGGAGAGUAAUAAGACCCAUCAUGGAGGAGUGGGAGAUGGGUCUAAUUCUCUAAAUUGUAUGGAUGCUCAAGAUGUUUGGUGUGGUCCCGGGAUUGGUUUUUCGGCGGAGGAUUGCGUAGUGGCGAGAAGGAAUGCGUCCUCUGGGAGGGGCAAGAUUGAUGGCGAGAAGAUGAGUCAUAGGGAGCGCCCUUUCUCAAGGCGAGCAGUCAACCCUGAACCUAUAUCAUUUCUGGAUUCUGACUCUGACUAUGUACCUACACUCCCUGGUUCAGAAGUAUUUGGAACUAGGUAUUACCGCCAUGUUCGCCAUCCUUCUCCCGAGGGCCUUGCUGAGAUUAUGCUGCUCCAAAAUAGUCUGAUAAUGGGGGGAAGAUUUGACAUACAGGAUCGAUAUAGAGAACUGAGACUUGAUGUAGAUAAUAUGUCAUAUGAGGAAUUGCUUGAGCUUGGUGAGAGAAUUGGUUAUGUGAGUACUGGAUUAAAAGAAGAAGAAAUAGGCCGUUGCCUCAGGAAAAUUAAGCUCUCACUUGUAAAUGAUCUAUCGGCACAUUUAUCUAAGCAAGUAGAUAGGAAGUGCAGCAUUUGUCAGGAGGAAUAUGAAGCAGAUGAUGAGAUGGGUAAGCUGGAUUGUGGACACGGCUAUCACAUACAAUGUAUAAAACAGUGGCUUGAACAGAAAAAUUCCUGCCCUGUCUGUAAGGCUGAAGUGCUGGCUUGAUGGUAAGAAUGGUGACAGACUUGUUGCGACUUCCUCAAUGCCAGAGGUUUUUGGACACCGCUUCUCUUUUUACCCCCUCUAUCGUGUAUAGAUUUCAUUUCCUCCAAUACAUGAUCAAGAAUUGAUUCUUUGGUGUGAAGCUUCAGCCACUAUUUGCUUGUUUUGAUACAAUGGGCUUAUUUGGCAAUUUAGCAGUUCCAUGUUAAUUGAAAUUAUCUGGAAUUUAAUACGGAUCAUUAAUAUCAUAUAUUAGGUUACACAAUCUUUGUUUUUCUUUGAACAUAUUCAUUCAAUUUGAUAGA
Alnus glutinosa is the source of this 1624-nucleotide messenger RNA. RefSeq lists its product as uncharacterized. NCBI's taxonomy places the organism in Eukaryota, Viridiplantae, Streptophyta, Magnoliopsida, Fagales, Betulaceae. The record is from RefSeq and is a predicted model, not a curated record. The transcript has 5 exons. Gene Ontology annotation, molecular function: ubiquitin protein ligase activity. The coding region runs from base 183 to 1322 and encodes 379 amino acids.